CUCCGAGCUUUAUCGACAGCACCUCCCGAGCGGGAGACUGCAGCAGGAUGGCAAACCACCGAGGAAUAAAUGAAGCAGGCUGAAAUGCUGGCUUCAAAAAAACCCAAACCAAACAACAAAAAAAGGCAAAAAUUGCAGGAGGGAUCUGCGGGGGUCUGGUGGCACCAGCCAUGGAGCCGUACGUCCUGCUGGACCCGCGUCAGAGAGCGUUGUAUCGCGACGUGAUGCAGGAGAGCUACGAGACGCUGAUGGCGCUGGAAUUCCCCGUUUCUAAGCCCGAUCUGCUGUCCCGCCUGGACCACGGGGAUGAACCUACAGCCCUGGAUCUCCACGUGCCCAGGGACACCCCAGCCGCAGAGGAUGGAACGGGAGCAGAGCAGGAAACCCCUGGAGAAGAAGCUGCUGAGAAAGAGCCCGAAGUGGUGAAACCUGCAGGCGAGGAGCAUCCUUCGAACCCCAUCAAGACUGGGGCAAAGGCGGGCAGGAGCGGGAGUCUGGGGGAGAUGCCCACACGCCCAGGCGAGAGCCAACCCAGCAACACGUGCGGCGAGUGUGGGAAGAGCUUCAGCCACAAGUCAGCCCUCGUGAAACACCAGAAGAUCCACACUGGCGACCGCCCCCAUGAAUGUCCCGACUGCGGCAAAUGCUUCAUCCAACGUUCGGACCUCACCAUCCACCAGCGGGUCCAUACGGGCGAGCGGCCCUACGCCUGCCCCGACUGCGGACGUCGCUUCAGCGUCAGCUCCUCCUUGCUCACCCACCAGCGUACCCACGCGCCCGGCGGGGAGAAACCCAACCGCUGCCCCCAGUGCGGCCGCAGCUUUGCCGAUCCGGGGGCCCUCGACCGGCACCAGAAGAGCCACCUUGGUGGGAAGCCCUACGAGUGUGGGGUGUGUGGGAAAGCCUUCGCCUGGAGCUCCCACCUUGAGCGGCAUCGGCGCAUCCACACCGGUGAGAAGCCCUUCCAGUGCGCUGAAUGUGGGCGAGCCUUCGCCUGGAGCUCCCACCUCGACCGCCACAUGCGCACCCAUGCUGCUGCUGCCGCCGCCUCCGAGGAUGAGGACGACGGGGAGGCGGAGGAAGAGCCCCCACCGCCCCCCCAGAAAUGCGCUGACUGCGGCAAGCGCCUCAACCACCAGACGGACCCCCAGCGCUUCAAGCACAAGGGUACCCAGACGCCGCCAGCGGGUGCCGACCCUGCCCGCAGUCCCCCGCAGCCCUACCGCUGCGAGCAGUGCGGCAAAUGCUUCGGCCAGAGCUCCAACCUCCUCAAGCACCAACGUGUCCACACCGGCGAGCGGCCGUACCCCUGCCCGGAUUGCAAACGCUGCUUCCGCUGGGGCUCAGCCCUGGCCAAGCACCAGCGCACCCAUGCCCGGCAGCAGCAAACCGGUGACGCCGCCAAAACCGUGUCGGCAGUCACCGAGGAAGCUGGUGCUGGAGGAGGUGGCAGCAAACCCUACCCAUGCGGGGCGUGCGGGAAGAGUUUUGGCUGGGUCUCACACCUGGAACGCCAUCGCCGCAUCCACACUGGGGAGAAGCCCUUCCGCUGUGGUGAGUGCGGGCGGGCAUUCGCCGUCAGCUCCCACCUGGAACGGCACCGCCGGGUACACACCGGCGAGCGGCCCUACCGCUGUGGCGAGUGCGGGAAGAGCUUCGCCGUCAGCUCCACCUUGUUGGCUCAUCGCCGCACGCAUGCCGCGCAACCGGGCCGGCCCCAUGCCUGCCCUGAGUGUGGCAAGGGUUUUAGCACGCCAGCCAGCUUGGAACGACACCGGCGGCUUCACCGGGGCGAGAAACCCUACCAGUGCAGCGUCUGCGGCAAAGGCUUCGCCUGGAGCUCCCACUAUGACCGGCACCGGCUCACCCACACUGGCGAGAAACCCUUUUCCUGCGCCCACUGCGGCAAAUGCUUCGGCCGCAGCUCCCACCGCAACCGGCACCAGCGUGCCCACGCGCAGGGCAGCUCGGAGAAGCGGCACAUCUGCCCAGAAUGCGGCAAAGCCUUCGGCCUCGGCACGGCCUUGGCGGCUCACCAGCGACUGCAUGCCACCGCUGGCACAGGGGGCCGCAGCCCCCUCUCCUUGCUGCCGCCCGUGUGGUGGGAGGGCGAGAGGCGAGAGGGGACAUCCACCCCCGCCGAGCUCUGGCCCGAAGACCCCAGCUCUGUUUUCCAGCAGCACCCCGUGCCUUCCUCCUCCUCUUCCUCCUCCUCCACAGCCCCCAGGGGCUGGGCUGCCAAGGCUCUCCUGCCCCCCGCCAUGGCAUGGAGGCCUGGGGAGGGGGAUGCCCUGCAAAGCAAUGCCUCUGCCCCCCAGGAGCCCUGGGCUUCCUUGCCUCCCCCCAGUGUAGCUCUUCUGGGCGGCGUGACCCCGCUGAUGGGCGAGGAAGGGGGGAGCCUCGCCGAAACGUUUGCCGCAGUCGCCGCAUUUAUAGGGCCGGUCAGGGGAGUGGGUUUUGCGGUGCUGGAGGAGCGUGGCCCCGACCGUGUGCUGCCAGCUCGGCUGCGCCGGCAAAGCGUUUGCCGCAAUCGCCGCACUUAUGCGGCCGGUCGCUGGCGUGGGUACGGCGAUGCUGGAGGAGGUGGGAGCUCUGGCUGCUCCAGCAGAGCAUCCCCAUCGCUGUCGAGAGGGACGGAGAAGGACAUGGCCACAGCAGAGCCAGCACAGUAUCCAGUGACCUUCAAGGAGGUGGCUCGGUACUUCACCGAUCCCGGCCAGCAGGCCCAGUACCAGGAAGCCAUGCAGGAGAGCACUAGAAAUUACUCCUCUAUAGGGAAACUCCAGGGAUGCACAGGGAAUUGCUGUUCCCCCGUAGCCUUCGCCCCAGAGAUAGACUCAUCUCUCAUCCCACCAGUGAGAAGAGCUUCCAUCCUCGGAGAUGGGGGUCCCGGCACCCCUGCCCUGACUGUGGGGAAAAACUUCGGGGUCUUUUCCAACUUGCUCUGUCACCAGCGGAGCCACGGUGGGGACAAACCCAACAAAUGCCCCGAUUGCGGGAAGGGUUUCAGGCACAGCUCGGCACUGGUGACACACUAUCGCAUCCACACAGGCGAGAAACCCUACCAGUGCGCCCAGUGCGGCAAGAGCUUCAACGUGGUGUCCAACCUGGUGCGUCACCGGUGGAGCCACACCAGGGAGAAGCCCUACAAGUGUCCUGACUGCGGCUGGCGUUGCAGUCAACGUUCCCGCCUGGUGACCCACCGCCGGUUGCACACGGACAAGCGCCCGUACCUGUGCCGGGAGUGUGGGAAGAGCUUCAAUGUCAGCUCCAAUCUCAUCAAACUUCGCCAUACCCACACCGGGGAGAAGCCCUACAAGUGUCCCGACUGCGGGAAGCAUUUCAGCGGCAGCUCCAACCUCAUCACCCACCAAUGGCUGCACAGCGGUGAGCGACCCUACAGCUGUGCCGACUGCGGCAAAGGCUUCACCAUCAGCUCCAAGCUCAUCGCCCACCAACAGACGCACAGCGGUGAGCGACCCUACAGCUGUGCCGACUGCGGCAAAGGCUUCAGCAACUGACCCCACCUCAUCUGGCACCGCAGUGCUGGCCGGCAGGAGAAGCACUACAAGUGCUCCGAGUGCGGCAAAAGUUUCACCACCAGCUCCUACCUCCUCACCCACCAGCGCAGCCAUACUGGAGAGACCCCCUUCCUCUGCGGCGUGCGUGGCAAGAGCUUCGUGGUGGUCUCCAACCUGGCACGGCAUCGGUGGGUACACACCAGGGAGAAGCCGUUUCAGUGUGGGAAGCGCGGGCGACAGUACAGCCAACGGGCUCAUCUCACCACCCACCAACGGGUCCACGCCGUCGAGCGACCCUAUGUCUGCAGGGAUUGCGGGAAGGGCUUCAACGUCAACUCGUCUCUCACGAAGCACCAGUGGGUGCACACCGGGGAGAAGCCCUACCGCUGCCCCGAGUGUGGGAAGAGCUUCAGCCAGAGCUCCAACGUCAUCAUGCACCGGCAGCUCCACCAUGGCGAUGGCGUGCUCCAGCUCUGUGCAUGAGUGGCUCCAACUCGCCACGCCGUGCUGGUGAAGCUCAGCGAUGCCAGCCCAGCCAGAAGGUCUAUCUCCAAAGAAGUCAACCAGGACUUGGCACAUGUGGGAGAGGGAAGAAAGAUGAAGAGAAUGAUGGGGACCACCAUCAGCAGAAAACACCAACUCAGGCAUGUAAUGAGGGAGACAAGGAAAGAUAUCCAUGGCGAGAGGACAGGCCCUUGUUAUUCAGUUCAUGCAAGAUCUGCUGGGGAUGGAGGAGGAGAAAUGCGCUCCAUCUUCACCUUUUAUAACCUUAUCCACAGCAGCCUGCAACUCCAAGAUACCGAUGAAGGACCCUCGACGUUGCCUCCUCCGGCGAUCCGCCUCGGUGACCACCCCCUUGCAAAGGACGUCCAUGGAGAUGUUCAUCAGCCUCUUCGCCUUCGCUGACAUGCGCCCGGUCAGCAGUGGCAGCUGGCUCAGCAGCCUGGAGAUGUCCCUGCCGUAAGAUCCCUUCCUGAACGAGCCGUUUGAUCCCUUCGGAGCUGGUUUCCAUCGCCCUGCCUGAGCCGGAGACCUUUUCCACUUAAGCAGAGGUUUCGUCCACUGGACUUUCUGCUUCUUCCUCCUCCUCCUCCUCGGGGUUUUUCCUCUUCUCUUGGUGGCUGCAGCCAUGGGGUCUCCUUCAGGCUCAGUGCUCCUCCCUGCAAAGGUGUCCCACCAGCGCUCUUAGAGAGAUGGAGAUAUCCAAAUGAGGGAUCAACAGCGCAGCCCAGGAUUGGCCAGCUGCGACAAAGCCUUUAUGAGGCAGCUCUUCCUCAUCCAGAAUUUGCAUAAAGAAAUUUUUUUGGCCUGAAAAGCAUGGAAUUACACCAAAAGAACAUCCUCUUUUUUUUUUUUUUUUUUUUACUUUUAACCCCAGUGAAAAAUCCCCAAAAGUUUUCUCCAAACCCACCUUUCCUUCUGCAUUUCCUUGCCAGAAGGAGCCAGAAACAACUUAAUUUCGAUUUUUCCUAAGUUAAUUAUUGUAUUCACUUAACGAAGGCGCAUGAGGUAGGAAGUUUUUCCAAAAGAGCCGGAGCUAAACCUGGAAAUUUCAGGCUUUGUUUUUCUGGGGCAACUGGAGAAAUGUUGGAAAAAAACCUUUGAUGGAGCCCGCUGGGCUUUGCAGAGUGACGGGGGAGAUUUCCAAGAGUGCAAAGAAUAAGGAGAAAAGCAGUCAGUUUGGCUACGGAAUAAAAAUAGACAGUAAAACUGUUGGUGUUAAAUUAAAUUGGGGAUUUUACUAGCACCAUGAGCAUGUGAGUGUGCCUCUUUUUUUCCAUCUUCCUCUUAAUUUUUCUUUUUAGAGGCGAUGACCAAAUUGCAGCCAGGA
This is a messenger RNA of Grus americana (Whooping crane), 5352 nucleotides long. RefSeq names its product zinc finger protein 420-like. Gene Ontology annotation, biological process: regulation of cytokine production; regulation of immune system process; negative regulation of transcription by RNA polymerase II. NCBI's taxonomy places the organism in Eukaryota, Metazoa, Chordata, Aves, Gruiformes, Gruidae. The transcript is spliced from 11 exons. The record is from RefSeq and is a predicted model, not a curated record.